Messenger RNA from Spirodela intermedia, 645 nucleotides. Lineage: Eukaryota; Viridiplantae; Streptophyta; Magnoliopsida; Alismatales; Araceae. The record is from the annotation of a GenBank genome assembly.
AUGGCAUCGGGGCCACUUCCACAAAAUUUCAGGCACUUGCUAGUCGGAGGUCAACGGGUUCUUGUCUUGGUGACAGCAAGUGCGGCGGAAGCAGACGAGUGGGUUAGGGGGGUCGAGGAAACUCCAUCGCCGAGGAGGGUCGUCGGUCUCUCCUUCUUCUGGGAGCCGUUGCUCCUCCACGACGGUUCCCUCGGGCGGAGAUUCAUCUCCAUCAACCUCUCAUACAUGACGGAUGUGCUGGUGUACGGACUCUCCUCGGAGGAGAACGACGCCAUUGCCCCCCGCGUCGUCAACUUCCUCUGCGAUCCCUGCAACUUCUUCUCCGGUGACGACAUCAAACAGAGCCUGCGGGCACUCGGGUUUCACGGCAGCCGCAGACACAGCCUCACGAUGGAGCUGGUCGGGGUGGCGGCGAUCUGUGGCGUCUCCCCCGCCGCCGUGUCCCCCAGCCAGCUUCCAAUUCAUGUGCGUCUGGCGGCGGUUCUUCUCACAGACGUGGAUGCAGGCCUUCUUCUCCGGCCAAACCUUUGGGAUCUUAUCCCCUGCUCUUGGCCGAUGACAGAAGUUCAGGUCCAGCUCUCAGCGGAGACGUCCUUCGUUGGUCAGAAGCUCGGUAUUUGUGCUUUCGCACGGAUCCUUUCUUAG